Molecule: messenger RNA, 603 nt
Organism: Menidia menidia (Atlantic silverside)
Lineage: Eukaryota; Metazoa; Chordata; Actinopteri; Atheriniformes; Atherinopsidae
Source: the annotation of a GenBank genome assembly
CUGACCAGCUGCUCGUCGGUCAUGCUGAAAGCUGUGGGACAAGCUCUGUUCUCAACUGGACUGCAGAAUCCUAAAUUCACAGCAGAGGAGAAAAAGGAAGGACAAGACUAUGAGAUCCGCACCUACCAAGCUGCUAAGUGGGUGAGCACCUCUGUGAGCGGGAUGCAGUCGGAAGACGCGGGAAAGACGGGCUUCCGCAGGCUUUUCAACUACAUUCAAGGCAACAAUCAAAACAAGGUCAAAGUGGAGAUGACGGCACCGGUGACGUUCCGCGUGGUCCCAGGGGCCGGCCCGGCCUGCCAGUCUCAGUUCAUCACAUCUUUUUACAUCCCCGACGAGCACCAGGCCAGCCCACCCCCGCCCAGCGACCCGGAGGUGUUUUUGGAGGACAGGAAGGAGUUCACGGCCUAUGUGAGGACGUACGGUGGUUUUGCAAAUGAAAACACGAAGCGCGAGGAGCUCCAGAAACUUCUGGACAGCCUGAAGAGAGACGGCGUGGAAUAUGUCGACCACCCGUAUUACACAGCCGGCUACGACAGCCCCUUCAAACUGACCAAUCGCAGGAAUGAAGUCUGGAUCCUCAAGAAAGCGUUUGAGCAGUAG